CCUCGUCAGACCGAGGCGCCUGCCUUUCUCACUGGAUCUGGCAACACUGGAUAGGGUUACAGUCACCCGUCCCGAUCUUCAAAUAGCAGCAGCGAAGAUCGACAGCCGCCCGAGUCCGGAGAAUUGAAACUGAAAUUCAACACCGCCCGUUUCUGCAGCGCCUCAGCCGGUAAAACGUGCUACUCAUCCCGGCUCGCGCGUCUUCUAGCUUGUUCCAGAACGACGACUGAGCGGUUAGUUCACGUGCUGUUUUUAAAAUACAACAACCGGUAACUUUAAACGAGCGGAGCUGAGCGAACACCGAAGCGCUUCCUUCGGCGUUUACUUUCCGGCGUUUCGACUUUAUACGUGAUUCUACCACGUACCAACAUGCCUCAGAAACGGCGCUCGCAGUCGUGGACGGAGCUCAAACAAACCGGUAACGAGUGUUUCAGAGCCGGUCAGUACGGAGAAGCGGUGAACCUCUACAGCCAGUCCAUCCAGCUGCUGGUGAAGUCCGGUCAGAAGAACAAGGAAGAUCUGGGUAUUCUGUACUCCAACAGGGCCGCCAGUUACUUGAAAGACGGAAACUGCAAUGAAUGCAUUAAAGACUGCACAUCGUCUCUUGAACUGGUUCCGUUUGGAUUCAAAGCUCUUCUUCGCCGGGCGUCAGCUUAUGAAGCCUUGGAGAGAUACAGACAGGCGUAUGUAGACUACAAAACUGUUUUACAGAUAGACUGGAACAUACCGGCUGCUCACGACGGCGUCAACAGAAUGACCAAGGCUCUGACGGACAUAGACGGGCCAUCUUGGAGAGAGAAACUGCCUCCGAUUCCCACCGUUCCGAUGUCCGUGAAGGAAAGCCUGGCGCAAGCCGCCAGCUCGUCCCCCAGAGCGCAGCAAAACAGAGGGAUUGACGACAAGAAAAAAGCACCAGGAGCUGAAGCUGCUAAAAAGGCCAAGGCUCUGAAGGAAGAAGGCAACGCGUUUGUGAAGAAGGGCGAACACAAGAAAGCCUUGGAGAAAUACACGCAGUCGCUCGCUCAAGACCCCACAGAGGUCACGACCUACACAAACCGGGCUCUCUGCUACCUGUCAUUGAAGAUUUACAAAGAAGCUAUUAGCGACUGCAGUGAGGCUCUUCGAUUGGAUUCCGCCAACAUUAAAGCUUUUUACCGACGUGCCCAGGCAAACAAGGAACUCAAAAACAAGAAAUCUGCCGUUGAAGAUCUUAACAGCGUGCUCAAAAUUGAGCCAAACAACACGGCGGCGCAGAAACUACUGCAGGAAGUACAGAAGAUGAAAUAACCAUGACUGUACAGUGAGGAAACUUUCCCCAAGUGCCUCGAGCCGAUCUGCCUCUCAAAGCUGCAAUGUUUGCUACAGACUUCAGAUAUGCACGUCAUUAUGCUAUAUUACAUCUAAGAAAUAAUUUGAGUGUUCAUGUUCACAUGAGCACAUUCGGUGUAUAGUUAAUAUAGCAAUCGUGUUUCUUUCUGAAACUCCACCUGUGUGUCUGAGAUCAAACCUGUUCUGCUAAUUACACUCGUUCAUUUAAUUAUUCUUUAACUGAAUGCUAUAUUGAGUUAGCAUAUGGUUUUUAAUGUGUCUUUCAUUGCACACAUAACUGACCGGCUCUUUUUCGGGCAAUAUUUUAAUUCCUAUUUCACUUUAGAUUGACUCAAAGGCAAACAGAAUUAGGGCUGUAUUUUCUACAAAAUAUUUUUUUUUUCCUUUUACUUUUUUGCGCAAAGACUAUUGUACUCUUGUGAGUCAAUUACUGUCACAAACAUUGUUUAUAUACACUUGUAAAGACUUGACACCUGUAUUUAUUGAUGUUUCAUAAAGCAUUUUGCAUCAAGACAACAUAAACGGGUCUUUAUAUUAUUUAAAUAAUGUGCUGUAGGCAUGUGGUAAUAAAGGAAAAUGUUCAGGAAUAUUGUAUUUCUGUAAACCGGAGUGUCAUCUCUUUUUCUUUUUUGUAGAAAUUAGCAUUACUAGAAAAACUAUGUAUACAGGUAGUAUAACUGAGAGCUUUUUUUUUUGGCCCUAUCAAAAUAUAUCAGCAAUUGGCUUUUAUUUUUAACAAACAGGAAAAAGUAGCAUUACAUCACUUGCUCACCUUGCUCUUCUGCAGUGAAUGGGUACCGCCACACAAUUGAUAAAAACAUCACAAUAAUCCACAACCAAUUCCCAUCUUGUGAAAUAAACAGCUGCACCUUUGCGAUAAAAUCCAUCGAGGCGAUUUUUUAACCAUUACUUCUGGUUAGUCUUCCAUUCAUACUAUUGCCUUCUCCAGUUAAAACAUCAUCUUGCCUGAAUCAGGAGAGAAAUAUACACAGAUCAAGUUUACGAGCAAAUAGAAACCAAAAGAGUUUUAAACAAAUAACAGUGGGAUUUAGAAUCAUAUUUUGACCAGAAGACAAUAAUUCAAAACAAGACCUAAACUGAUAAGACUGGAGUGGAUUGUGUUUUUAUCAGCCGUUUGGACUCUCGUUCCGACGGCACCCAUUCGCUGCAGAGAAUCCACCGCUGAGCAAGUGAUGUCAUACUAAAUUACUCAGAAUCUUCUGAUGAAGACACCAUUUCCUGUGGAUGAGACAUUUUCAGCAAGUUUGCUCAUAACUACCCCCUUAAACUUGCAUGGAACCUGGAACAUGGCCCUAAAUCAGUCACCAAGCUGGGUCCUGAUGAGUUCGGCUCCAACCCUAAUCAAACAAACCUGAAGCAGCUAAUCAAGGUCUCACUAAGUAUACUUGAAACUUCCAGGCCGCUGUGUUGAGGCGAGUUGGAGCUAAACUCUGCAGGACACUGAACCCUGCCUUUAAUGCUUAAACAUCUACACGUCAUUUAAUUCUACACUUUUGCUUAUAGAAGAGUGAGAAGACUUGCUCAAUUGAUUGUACACCACUACGAAAAACAAUACAGCUCGAUUUGGAACUGAUAAAACUUUUAUUUCACUUUAAAUUGUCUUUUACACUUUCCUGAUUAUAACAUGUAAGGUGAAACUAGAACUGUUUUAAAAGACAUACACAAAUCUAGUAUUACGUCAAUAACCAGGUUGUAUUAUUUUUUUUUGUCGUUUUGCAAUUUUUUUUUCCUUAAGCUAGUCUAAAUUUUCACAACCACGUGCGCGCUAAGCAAUGAAACCGUCACAGAAGCUAACUUUAGGCAGAAUACUGGUCAGUAAAAACAAAGCAAUUGGAGAUACCAGAUAUACAGACAGGCUCGGCUCCACAUUCACUACUGUAUUUUUUGUAAUCAAGCGUAGAAUAACUGCCAUUUGUUCAGCUAAGGGGAGAUAGAGAGAGAGAGAGAGAGAGAGAAAUUUCGUCUUCAGU
Puntigrus tetrazona (Sumatra barb) is the source of this 3320-nucleotide messenger RNA. RefSeq names its product translocase of outer mitochondrial membrane 34 (gene tomm34). NCBI's taxonomy places the organism in Eukaryota, Metazoa, Chordata, Actinopteri, Cypriniformes, Cyprinidae. The transcript has 8 exons. Gene Ontology annotation, cellular component: cytosol; mitochondrion. The record is from RefSeq and is a predicted model, not a curated record. Gene Ontology annotation, molecular function: heat shock protein binding. The coding region runs from base 370 to 1287 and encodes 305 amino acids.